AUGAUAGUGCCGAGUCAUGUUGACAAAGAUCCCUGUUCAGAGAUUCCAGACACUUGGCAAUUGAUUUCUGUACAACCUCAUGGCGAGAGCUUCUGGGCGACGACUGGUCACAUCAUCGUAGAGGCAGACGGGUCUGAAAAGUCCUUCUUUGUCAAGCUUCUUUCUUCCGACAUCGGCAGACGCAUGGUCGAGAGUGAGUACGAAUCUGCAAAGGCGAUUAGCACCGUCUGUCCAACCUUUGUUCCCGCCGCUAUUGGUUUCGGAUCACUUCGUGGGACGCCAGACGUACACUUCUUCAUUGCCACUUUCUUUGAGAUGGGAGACCAAAUGCCCGCGAUCGAACUGUUCGCAAAAAGGCUCGCACUUCUUCACCAGAGCGAUUCACCAAACGGGAAAUUUAGCUUCCAUCUCGAAACAUACAACGGCAACCUCUCACAAGCAACACAGUGGGAGGACUCGUGGGAAAUCUUCUUUGCCAAGAGCUUGCGGCGGGCACUGGACCACGAGAUUGCAGCCAAAGGGCAUGAUGACGAGUUUGCAACUCUGAUUCCGCAAAUCUUCGACGUCGUUAUUCCCCGUCUGCUGCGGCCGCUAGAGUCUGAGGGACGUCGAGUGCGGCCAGUGUUGGUGCACGGAGACUUGUGGUAUGCCAAUUCCGGCGUCGAUGCCAAUGGACAACCAGUUGUCUUUGAUGCUUGCUGUUUCUAUGCACACAAUGAAUGUAGGCUGUGCGAGACCCCAUGUCAUACCUCAGUUCUAACAGAGUUGUCUGGCAGACGAGAUUGGCCAGUGGAUGCCGGCCUGCAACAAAUUUGGGCAGGACUAUCUCGACUCCUAUCACUCAAUGAUUCCAAAAUCGACCCCGGAAGAGGACUACGAAGGUCGUUUGGAGCUCUACAACAGACGUUUCAACACACACGUUUCAGCCCUGUUUGUAAACGACGUUGGCCUUCGAUCACAGUAGGUUUUGUCCCAAAGAACAAAGAGCUACUCUUCAAUACUGACAGGGUGCAGAAUGCUGGGAGAUAUGCGGAGCUUGGUUUCCAAGCAUGGCUCCAGAGCCUGAGGGCAAGCGACGUCAUAGCGAAGCUGUGCAACAGGCGCUUUGUCCACUGUAGAUUGCCGAGAUAG
Messenger RNA from Pochonia chlamydosporia 170, 1131 nucleotides. Its product is annotated as fructosamine kinase. The transcript is spliced from 2 exons. The record is from RefSeq and is a predicted model, not a curated record. The coding region runs from base 1 to 1131 and encodes 376 amino acids. NCBI's taxonomy places the organism in Eukaryota, Fungi, Ascomycota, Sordariomycetes, Hypocreales, Clavicipitaceae.